AUGUUCAUUGCCAAUGCCAAAGACAGCAAGUCGAUCGAGUUGAUGCUACAAGAUGGCUUGUUAAAGUGCUCGCACAGCACCUGCUUCAACUUCUUUAAAACGGAGGCUGGCAGGCAGGCACACGAGCAAAGGAAAGCCUCACACAAUCAAUGUACCAAAGGACACAACUGUCGAGGAGGUAUUCGAUGCGUUGCAGGUGAUGAUAAUGAUGAUGAUUAUGGAGAUAGCCAUAACGAAGAUGAAGAGGAUCAAGAAGAAGACGAUGACGAUGACGAUGACGAUGAUGAUGAUGAUGAUGACUACGACAAUGACAUUGACAUAACUCAAACAAUCUCAUUCAUCUGUCAACACAAGAGAUGCUCCAAAGAAUACCCGAGUUCUGACAAAGUACGACUACACUGUGAGGUUGCGCAUAAAUGUACCGCAACAUGUGCUACAUGCCCCAACGAGCUCCAAUACCGAAUAACACAGAUAUCUGUGUCUCCAGACGAUACGCCAUCAAUCGAGAUGUUGUUGGCAAAUGGACUGAUCAAAUGUCCCUACGCAUCAUGUUAUCUUUUCUUCAGGACGAGGACAGUUGCAAGCAAACACUUUAAGCGACAUCACUUGCUGGAGAAUGGCACCAUUGUCAACGUCAGCAGCAGCAACAACAACAACAACAACACGCAUAAUUCAAUCAACCUAAAGCGCAAAGCAAUCUCCUUGAAUGAGUCAUUCGAUGUCGACGGUGACGAGGAAGAUCAGUAUGCAUUUGAGAAGGAAGAAGACGGAGACCAUCACGAUGUCGAUCCCAAUGACUUUGGCAACAACAACUGCACCAACAAAAACAUCAACAUAGACGUCCACAACGACUUGACGAUCCAAGGUCACGUAUAUUGCAAACAUGACAAUUGCACCACUGGGCAGUUACAAAAGAAUGAGGUGUACAGACAUUGCAUGACAAUGCAUGGAUGCCUUGAUACUUACGCAACCUGUCCAAACAUACGGGGAUUCCGGUUCAGGUUCGAGGCGUCGACAGAAGACACGGAGUCAAUCAAUAAGUUGCUUGCCGAUGGACUGGUCAAAUGUCUGCACACAACAUGCACCAAGUGGUUCAAGACCAAGUUCGCAAUGCUUAAUCACCAGAGAAUCACACACAUAUGCCCCGACGAACAAUCCUGCAAUGGAUGUCUUCGGCUAGCCGGAGAAAGUGUGCCGCAGCCUCCACCUUCUCCUACCAUCUCCAACACCAUCAUCAACAACAAUCCCAACUACGGUCUCCUAAGUUGUCUACACCAAGACUGCUCCAAAUCAGAUAUUAAUCUCCGAAGCCUGGGCCAUCAUUGUAAACAGAAACAUGAAUGUAGUGGAAGGUAUGCUGCCUGUCCAAACUACCAGACCUACGGUGUUUAUGGACGGAGAGCUGACGUGGACGAUACUGAAUCCAUUGCACCUUCGAAAGAAUCACCAAUUAACUGA
Acytostelium subglobosum LB1 is the source of this 1458-nucleotide messenger RNA. RefSeq lists its product as hypothetical. Bases 1 to 1458 code for a protein of 485 amino acids. The record is from RefSeq and is a predicted model, not a curated record. Lineage: Eukaryota; Evosea; Eumycetozoa; Acytosteliales; Acytosteliaceae. The transcript is spliced from 2 exons.